AUUUAUGAAUCUUCCGGUCACGCUUGCAAGGUGAUUCGACAAUGGGUAAACUGCACAAGUUGGAUAACAGGAUACAAAUAAUGCUUAAAAAUGGCAUUCUUCGGAAGCACAGGUCGUUGUUUGUUAUGGUUGGGAAUAAAGGUCAGGACCAGGUUCCUAUAAUGCAUCAAAUUUUAAAUUCUCUCUCAAGUAAAGGAAGGCUCAGCAUAUUGUGGUGCUACAAAAAGGAGUUGAGUUUUAGCACGUAAGCUUCACUUUUACAUAUCAUGUCCCUAGUCACCGUAAGAAGAAUCUCAAACUUUUAAACAAAAGGCGAAAAGCAGGGUUGACAUCUGAUGCUACAAUUUUCGAGCAAUUUGUAUGUUCGACAGAUAUACGUUGGUGUUAUUACGAUGAGUCGCAUAAAAUUCUUGGACAAACGUUCGACAUGUGUGUACUUCAAGAUUUCGAAGCCCUAACACCAAAUUUACUUGCUCGGACUAUUGAAACAGUAUCCGGUGGAGGUCUCAUAGUUCUGUUAUUGAAAUCUAUGACCUCCUUACAACAACUGUGUACUAUGGUUAUGGAUGUUCAUUCUCGAUAUCGCACUGAAUCACAACACACUGUCGUCGGUCGAUUUAAUGAAAGGUUUUUAUUGUCAUUGGCUAGUAAUCCUCGGUGUCUUGUAUUAGACGAUCGAUGGAAUGUCCUACCAUUGUCACGAAAAGUCCUCAAUUCACUGACACCGUUGCCGGCUGAUGCAAACGAGGAAUUUAAUAUGGAACAAAAAGAGCUACAAAAACUUAAAGUGUCCUUAGCUGAAGAUGGCUCACAAUUUGCUCCCUUAAUUAAGUUGUGUAUCACAUUUGACCAGGCUAAGAGUCUUGUCCAAUUUUGUGCUACUUUGGCUUCAGCUUCACAGUUGCAAAAUAAGGGUUGCGAUAAAAACCCUCAAAAUGUUACAUCUCUGGCUACAGCAAACUCUCUUCUUUCAUCCAUCGGAGCUGGACCCAAGGAAACCGGUUGCUCAUCAGCCUUUGUUAUUGUAACCUCCGGCAGAGGCCGAGGUAAGUCUGCAGCACUAGGACUUGGAUUAGCUGCUGCUUUUGAAACUGGUAUGCCUAACUUGUACGUUACUGCACCCAGUCCGGAGAACCUAAAUACACUUAUGCAGUUUGUUGUAAACGGCUUAAACGCUUUUCAAUAUGAAGAACACCAAGAUUAUAUCGUCAGUCGCUCAGUGAAUCCCGAAUAUAAUCAAGCUAUAAUUAGAAUCGAUGUUUACAGACAGAGUCACAGACAAUCCCUCAUCUAUCUACCCCCAUGGGAGAUGGCUGCCCUGUCGAGUGUCAAACAAGCAGAUCUAGUAUGUAUCGACGAGGCUGCUGCCAUUCCAUUACCUCUUAUACAAUCCAUUAUUAAUGGUCCGAGAUUUGUAUUUAUGGCGUCCACCAUUAAUGGUUACGAAGGUACUGGUCGAUCUCUAUCUUUCAAACUAAUGCGUCAACUGCGAUCUCAAUGUAGUGUGUCAGUAACUUCUACAAAGUUGUCAACCGACAAUGCGAAGUCUCAGUCCCUCCAAUCGACGGAGAAAAACCAAAUGUUAUUGGGAAAAGGUUUUCGAUUAGUCGAUACUUCGCGAGUACUAUGUGAAGUUUCUCUCACUGAAGCUAUUCGUUAUGCUUGUGGUGAUCCAAUCGAAGCUUGGCUAUUCGACCUAUUGUGUUUGGACUGUGGUGAUUCUCUGUCUUGUGACCAGCAAGCUAAUAAUGUGAAUAUUUACCUACCUCCUGUUGAUCAAUGUCAGUUGUACUACGUUAACAGAGAUACUUUGUUUGCGUAUCAUAAGUCAACGGAAAUAUUUUUACACAGACUCAUGGCUCUUUAUGUUUCAUCGCAUUACAAAAAUUCUCCAAAUGAUUUACAACUACUUUCAGAUGCGCCUGCUCACCAUAUAUUUUGUCUUCUCGCUCCCUAUGAUCCUAAAUCUGGGUGUGUACCAGAGAUUCUUUGUGUACUUCAAGUUUCUCUUGAGGGAAAAAUAAACAAGGAUCGAGUAAUGCAUAACCUUUCUCGUGGUUUACGUCCUUCUGGUGAUUUGAUUCCUUGGACUUUAUCUCAACAGUUUUGUGAUGCCAGCUUUGGUGAAUUAUCUGGUGUUCGUGUUGUACGAAUUGCUACUCAUCCUGAUUAUCAAGGUCUUGGUUACGGAACUAGAGCUUUAAAACUACUUUAUGACUAUUACAACGAACAAACGGACAUUAAAAUUUUGCCAGAAAGUCAGCAUACUGACAUUCAAACUGAAAAGGUUGACAACAGUGGUUCUACCGAAGAGACUAAGAGCUAUAAUCAAACAUUCAAUAAAUCUUCAAAAUCAAAACCUCCAACCCUGAGUUUUAACUGUGAAUUAGAUAAAGGAAACAAUCAGGAUGAUUCGGAUGCCAGUUUAGAUUCAGAUAAUACAAAGUUAUCUGAAAAUAAUUCAAAGCUUCUCACAGAAGUGAUAAAACGGCGUGAGCCUGCCAGUCUGCCCCCUCUGCUAAGUCGUCUUAACGAACGUCCUUCUGAAAAACUUGAUUACAUUGGUGUUUCUUUCGGUGCUACUCCUAGUUUACUGAGGUUUUGGAAACGAUCAGGUUACGUACCUGUGUAUCUUCGUCAAAACAUGAAUGAGUUGACCGGGGAAUUCACGUGCAUAAUGGUGAAACCGCUGAAGCACCAAAGUGUCUCAUCACGAUCGGCCGAAUGGCUUCGGAAUUACUUUUAUGAUUUUACCAAACGCUUAAUACAUCUCUUGCCUGGACCAUUUAGACACAUGGAUGGAACUUAUGGUCUUGAACUCCUUAGUCAUAAAUCAAUGGAAACUGAAAUAUCUAAUGAGCUUACCCAAUCAGAAAUUCAAAGUUUAUUUAGCCCAGUGGAUUUAGAAAGACUGAGGCGUUAUAGUAGGUCACUUAUUGAUUUCCACCUUGUCAACGAUCUUUUACCUCGUUUGGCUCAGAUUUAUUUUCAAAGGCGUCUGCCAAAUGUGCGAUUAAAUAAAACUCAGCAGGUUAUCCUCUUAUGUAUGGGUUUACAACAUAAAACAGUGGAACAAAUAUCUAGUGAAUUUAAUCGUCUACUUGGUGAUUCUGCUCGCCCUCAAAUUAGAGUUUCUGGAUUUUCAAGGUCUGAUGAUGCAGUAUAUUCAGUGCUAAAUUCUCUAAAAGAAAAAGGCGACCUAUCUGGAUCCACAUUCAACACCGAUACUUUUGAUCAUAAAAAGAAGGGACCAGAUACAGGGGUUAAUUCAGGUUGGACUAAGUGUAUUCUUGGACUUCUGUUUGUUAUUGUUCGUGAGCAUAUCAAGUCGUUAGACGCUAUACUUGUGUCUGAAAACAAAAGUAGAAUGGAAUCUAAAAAGGAAACAAUCAAUGAACAUUUACAGCCAGUCAUUGAUGUACAUCUAAAAGACGGCAGUUACGCUGCGCUCAGAGUAGAUGAAAAUACGUUAUCAGAGUCUGACGAAGAAAAGUCUGAUGAAUGCGAGAAUUCACUUUCAGAUGAUGACAACGAUAGUGAUUUAGAAAAUCAAGAGCUCUCUAACAUUCAUCCUUUAGAAUCGAAGUCAGAAAUCAGCGACUCUGAACGCGAACGUCGAUCUACUUUAAUACGUCAGCUAAUAUCGGAAGAAAUUUCCGGCCAAAGUAAUUUAUUUUCUUCUUACAAAAUUCAAGGUUCUGAAACUGAUUGGGCUGAAGCUGUAAUUGGACAUGGAGCUGAUCUUUCAUCUCUAAAUGUAAAAUUGUCAUCUAGUAAAAAUAUUAGCAAUAAAAGGAAAAAUAAAAGUGAUCGUUUCAAUACUCAACAGUCUAGUCACUUAGAGAAGAAAAAACAUAAAAAGAAACUCAAACUGACAAAAUCGAAGCGCCAAAAGCUGAAUUGAUUUCGGAAGAAUUAUUUUCUACUUGUGUACAGUGAUGUAAAAAUUUAAAUAUAUGGUUGACCAUAUAUCCUUGUUUUUUCGUUUUCAUGUAGCAUAUGGAUAGGCUGAUCCAAUCAAACUUAUGCGAUUAACCUCUUAAGUGACAACUGAUUAUCUUUUAAUUAUUG
This is a messenger RNA of Schistosoma turkestanicum, 4071 nucleotides long. Lineage: Eukaryota; Metazoa; Platyhelminthes; Trematoda; Strigeidida; Schistosomatidae. The record is from the annotation of a GenBank genome assembly.